GUGAAAGGAGAGUGUUUUAGUGUGAAAAAUAUAUAAUAUCAAAUCGACUGUGGUUAUCCAUCCGGACGCAGACACUAUGCCCGACAAUAGACCAUAAUCAGUCCGGUGGUUUUCACCAAAAAAUCCAUUGGCUGCACGUGUAUAUUACAUAUGCGGGAGUUUCUCCACAGCUCACAAUCACUCUGGAUAUAUUGGGUUGGGUGUGUUAAGCGCAGAGUGAAAGUUUCGUGAAAUAAUAUAGAGCUUUGGGCGUAUAUAUAGUGCGAAGAAAAUGACUGACAAGAGGAAUCUUCUGCUGCUCUACGACCGCCCCCAGGAGCCAGUAUUCGUGGAAAAAGGCACGAGGAAGACGGUGUUUGAUGUACCAGACAAUUACCUAACGGAGCGAUAUCGCCCAAUUGGCAAUGAACUGCAAAAUCGUUUUGGUGAGGCGGCCGAAAAUCGAAUUCCAGUGAGAAAUAUCUCACUGCCUGACUUGAGAAUUCCCAUGUCUCUUGGGCGUCAUGAGCAAUUCUCCCUCUUCAUACCAGCUCACCGUACAAUUGCCGCCCGUUUAAUUGAUAUUUUCAUGGGAAUGCGCAAUACAGAUGAUUUGCUAAGUGUGGCUGUUUAUGCUCGUGACCGUUUGAACCCCUACCUGUUCAACUAUGCCCUCUCCGUGGCCCUUCUUCAUCGCCCAGACACAAAAGAUUUGCCUAUCCCCAACUUUGCCGAAACUUUCCCGGAUAAAUUCGUAGAUAGCAAAGUCUUUGCUUCUGUUCGUGAGGAAGCUGCAAUCGUUCCUGUUGGAUCCCGUAGACCCAUUGUUAUCCCACGAGACUACACUGCUUCGGACUUGGAACCUGAGCAUCGUCUCUGGUACUUCCGUGAGGAUAUUGGAAUUAAUCUACAUCACUGGCAUUGGCACUUGGUGUAUCCCUUUGAGGCAAAUAAUCGCGCUAUUGUUGCCAAGGAUAGGCGUGGAGAGUUGUUCUACUAUAUGCACCAGCAAGUUGUGGCUCGGUACAAUUUUGAGAGAUUCUCAAAUCGCCUCAAGCGCGUUGAGAGACUCAACAACUUCCGGGAACCCAUCAAAGAGGGAUAUUUCCCUAAAAUGGAUUCCCUUGUUGCGAGUCGAGCAUGGCCUGGUCGUGCUGCUGGAACAACCCUAAAGGACCUUAAUCGCGAUCUUGAUCAAAUUAUGACGGAUUUGGGAACUUUGGAGCGCUGGCGAGAUCGCUUCUACGAAGCCAUUCAUCAGGGAUUCGUGGUUGAUGCUCAGGGUAAUCGAAUUCCGUUGGACAACAAUCAGGGCAUUGAUACGCUGGGAAAUAUGAUGGAAUCCAGCAUCAUUUCUCCCAAUCGACAACUCUACGGUGAUUUGCAUAACAUGGGGCAUGUAUUCAUUAGCUACUGCCACGAUCCUGACCAUCGUCAUUUGGAAUCAUUCGGCGUUAUGGGUGACUCAACGACCGCUAUGCGUGAUCCUGCUUUCUAUCGUUGGCACGGCUACAUCAACGACAUGUUCCAGGAGCAUAAAAUGCGUCUGCCACCCUACACGGUUGCCGAGUUGACGUAUCCCAACAUCAACGUAACGGACAUUCAAGUCCAGAUUGACAGCAAUAGCGAAACUAAUACCUUCCGUACUCGCUUCCAAGAAAGCGACGUCAAUCUUACACGUGGCUUGGAUUUCGUUCCGCGUGGUGAUGUUUUUGCAAGGUUCACCCAUUUGAAUCAUGAACGAUUCACGUACAUCAUCAAUGUCAAUAAUGCAAAUCAAGCCCAAGUACUCUGCACAGCGCGCAUUUUCAUGGCGCCCAAAUUCGAUGAGCGUGGCUCUGAAAUGAUGUUCCGGGAUCAGCGACACUUGAUGAUUGAACUCGAUAGAUUCGUCAUUGCAUGUCGUCCUGGGGCUAAUACCAUUCGUCGUCGUUCAACGGAAUCCAACGUGACCAUACCCUUUGAGAGGACCUUCCGUGAUUUGGACACCAAUCGCCCAGCUGCGGGAACAGAUGCCGAGGCUCAGUUUACAUUCUGCGGAUGCGGCUGGCCACAGCACAUGCUCAUCCCCAAGGGUACCCCUGAAGGGUUGCGGUGUGAGUUGUUUGUGAUGCUGACCAACUACGAGGAAGAUCGCGUGGAGCAGGACCUCGUGGGUACAUGCAACGAUGCAUUCUCCUUCUGCGGUGUCAGGGAUCGUCUCUACCCAGAUCGACGUCCCAUGGGUUUCCCUUUCGACCGCCUUCCACGUCAAGGUGCCGACCGCCUCAACACCUUCCUCACGCCCAAUAUGUCCGUAACAGAUGUCACCAUCUUCAACAACGAGACACUCCCACAAGCUGCUCAGGCCGCACAAACCACAAACAGAACAUAAAUUCACAACGAUUUACUGAAACUGCCGCAGGACUUUAAUGCAAUUGUGGGAGAAAAGUCCUCUAACGCCGGUGGAGUCCUCGUGGACAAAAAACUUCCCACAGCAAUUUAGCACAAACUUUAUAAAAGUAUUGUACUUGAGCACACAAAUACAGCAUACAAUGAAAA
Messenger RNA from Lutzomyia longipalpis, 2520 nucleotides. Its product is annotated as phenoloxidase 2. The coding region runs from base 272 to 2353 and encodes 693 amino acids. The record is from RefSeq and is a predicted model, not a curated record. Lineage: Eukaryota; Metazoa; Arthropoda; Insecta; Diptera; Psychodidae. The transcript has 5 exons.